Perognathus longimembris pacificus (Pacific pocket mouse) is the source of this 1140-nucleotide messenger RNA. Its product is annotated as probable inactive serine protease 58. Lineage: Eukaryota; Metazoa; Chordata; Mammalia; Rodentia; Heteromyidae. The record is from RefSeq and is a predicted model, not a curated record. Gene Ontology annotation, biological process: proteolysis. Gene Ontology annotation, molecular function: serine-type endopeptidase activity. Bases 1 to 1140 code for a protein of 379 amino acids. The transcript has 7 exons.
AUGGCUGCCGAUGGCCUCCGUUUAACAAGGAGCAGGGUUGGAGAAACAGGGAGCGGGGAUCGGGGAGCCUUUGGGGUUUUUAUGUAUGAGAGUGUGAGAGUUCCUUGUAAAUAUCUCUGUAGCUGUAGCAGGCUGAACCAUGUCCUUCCAGCGGUGCCAGAUGGUGUGCGUGCAGAGAAGGAUUUUAGGUUUGAAUCUGUUCCUCUCAAAAUCUCCAAAUCUUUAAAGCCUAAAACCAGUUCUACCUUAAGAGAAUCUGGAAACUUUGUUCGGGGUUGCGUGUGUGCUGCUAACUUCCAUGACAACUACACCCUCAUCACCAAAAUGAAAGGGAAAGGAAAAGAAAUGAUUGGCUAUAUGUAUUUCAUACCUGAAUAUUCUGUGAGUCUCUGGAGAGAGCACAAGCACAAUGGAAAGGGGGAAUGGCAGGGGAAGACAGGAGUUGCUUUGGCCCAGAAUAUUAAUAAAAACCAGAAAUCACUGAGUGAUGUUAACAUCCCUUACAUGGUCUACCUUGAAUCGACCCCAGAGCCCUGUGUGGGAUCUCUCAUUCACCCGGAGUGGGUCCUGACUGCCGCGCACUGCCCCUUACCCUCUAAGAUUCGACUGGGCGUGUAUCAACCCAACAUCAAAAAUACGAAAGAGCAGCUUGUGAAUUACUCAUUGGUUGUACCCCACCCAAAAUAUGAUGCGAAAUCCCUGCAAAAUAACCUAAUGCUGAUCAAACUCUCCAAGGAGGCUGUGGUGAACCCCUACGUGGGAACUAUAGCCAUAGCUCUGGAGCCCAUAGCACACAAUGACACCUGCUUUAUCCCAACCUGGACAUGGAACGAAUACAAAAACUUCAGUGAACCUGAUAUCCUGACAUGGAUAAACCAAUAUUCUCUCCCACAACAAGACUGCUGGAACAUAGUCCAAGAAGAACAAGGACAAGUAGUGAAUAUCAUGUGCACAGCAGGACCACCUCUAAACAUCAUGUCUCCCAUUAAGGAAGUCACAGCUGCUCCCGCGAUCUGCUUGGGGAGGCUGCAUGGAGUUUUGUCCUGGGCCAAGCCAGGGUUCACACUGGGAAAUCGAGGAUUCUUCACAGAAGUUUAUCCUUAUGCAAGAUGGAUCCUGAACAUUCUGGAAACCCACUGA